Messenger RNA from Gadus morhua (Atlantic cod), 1873 nucleotides. Its product is annotated as protein asteroid homolog 1-like. The coding region runs from base 361 to 1842 and encodes 493 amino acids. The transcript is spliced from 2 exons. Lineage: Eukaryota; Metazoa; Chordata; Actinopteri; Gadiformes; Gadidae. The record is from RefSeq and is a predicted model, not a curated record. Gene Ontology annotation, molecular function: nuclease activity.
GAGUGCCGAGGGGCCCCUGAAGGGGUCCGGCCGUACCAUGAAGAAGUCUGACCGACGGGAUCCAUUCCCUAAUAUAGGCCCACUGUGUAGGGCUACUGAUACUGUACACUCACACACAUCAGUACAAUAGGCUACACGCUUUCUGCUGCAUUGCUUCAUGGGACCAGGAUAUGGGGUUGAUGAUGUGAUACCUUUGAUAUGUCCAGAAGCGAAACUUAUAGAGGACUGAUGAGCCACUCCCAGUGCGGGUGUUGGCCUGAAUUUGCAUGUGUGUGUUAGUGUACAGAGGAGCUGGGAUCCACUCUGGGUUAGUCCAGUCACCAUUGAUAAGUGAAGUUAGAACUUGACCGGUCAGUCACCAUGGGGGUACAGGGCUUGUGGUCGCUGCUGGAGGGAAACAGCCAGAUCUACACCAACAUCCACUUCAGGGACAGCAAGCUUGUGGUGGACGGAAGUAGCCUGGCCCACCACAUCUACAACAUGGCCAACCUGGACCAGAACCACGGCGGGGAGUACCUGGCCUUCCAGGUGGAUGUCCAGGCUUUCUUCAAGAAUCUGGCCGACUGUGGAAUCAAACCGUAUGUGUUGCUGGACGGAGGCUCGGGCCCCAGCGACAUCAAACUAAACCGCAGGAUAGACCUUCAAAGAAAACGUGUCAAGAAGAUCCCUGACGCUCUGAAGGGUGGGAAAAUUGACUUCUAUGCCCUCUUUACCACAACAGUGUUCGAAGAGACGCUGAACGACAUGAAAGUGCCGCUGAUCAGGUGCUUCGGACAGGCCGACGGCCAGCUGGCUGCCCUGGCCAGAGAGUGGUGCUGCCCGGUGCUGUCCACAGACACUGACUUCUACAUCUACGACCUUCCAGAGGGGGUUCUACCCCUGGAUCACUUCCAGUGGGACUCAGUUAAAGCAAGUGGGGCCAGGAGUUACAUCUCCUGCAAGCGAUACACCACGUCCAGCUUCUGUUCCCUUUUCAACAUCGACCACCAGCUGCUGCCCGUCUUCGCCGCUUUGGCAGGGAACGACUACGUCAACCUCAGAGAUGUUAAGUGGGCCAGUUACGUUCCAGCGGGAAAUCCUACUAUGAAGUUCAGAACCGCUAGCCUGGUGGGCCUCCUGAGUUGGCUUGGAGCCAGGAAAGACGAGACGACAGAAGACACCUUGACAGCAGCGAUGGCACUCAUACCCAACAUUAGCCAACAGGCGCGGACGGAAAUGCGGACGGAGGUGCAGAACGCCAUGCUAGAGUACCGACUCCCCAGCUCCUCUCUGCGGAGGUUUUUCAGUGAGGGGAUUGUUCCACCGCUGCCUCCUGAGAUGUCGAGCAGGGUCCCUGAGUGGGUCCCUGCAUCCCUGGCCAGAGGAGACCUGGGGGCCAACAUACUGGACUAUGACAUACUUGUGCACAGGAGGAAGUUUCUGCGAAUCCAGGUGGAGUGCAGCGGCCUGCAGAGCUCUAACCUCACCUCACGGCCCAUCCGGCAGGUGAUGUACGGGCUGCUGCUGGGCCAGCGGGAGGGUGAGGUGGAGGAGUGGGACCGGGACGGUCUGGAGCUCAUCGGUGUCAAGGUGCAACCGCUGGUCCAAGGAGCCGCUCAGACGCUGAGGCUGGACUCUCUGCCCCGGGCAGACCCCGCUGUGAGGCUGCAGGUGUGUCUGGAGACGCUGGGCGUGGAGGAAGAGACGCUGGAGGGAGUUCCGGCUCACCUGCGCCUCCCAGUGGCUGUGACCUGCUACUGGCGGUCGAGGGCCAGCCCUGAGCCGACGGUCCUCAAAGCUCUGCUGAUGGUCAUGGUCCAAGGAGAACUGACCAGACUGACAGUAGGGACAACAGGUAGGUAGCACAUGUGGUGCUUAGCAAAAAAACUAAACA